AUGAUAUUCCAGUUGGCGAGGAGCUUCCAUUCCAGUUCCGUGUGCCGAGCUGCUGAGUCCUCCCUCCUGGCUAAAUUGAGGAAGAAGACAGGAUACACUAUAGCAAAUUGCAAGAAAGCACUGGAGAUGCAUAACAAUGAUGCUGACAAGGCUGAAGGAUGGCUCAAUGAACAAGCCCAGGCAAUGGGUUGGGCAAAAGCUACAAAGUUAGCUGGACGGACUGCUCUUCAAGGCCUUGUUGCUGUAAAAUUUGAUAGAAACCAUGGGGCACUUUUAGAGCUCAAUUGUGAAACUGACUUUGUCGCUAAGAACGAUAAGUUUCAAAAAAUGAUAGAGGAUGCAACUUUUGCUUGUUUUAAGUUUGCACACACACAUUUACAGUCAAAAGGACCAGUUACAAAGAUGGAGCUAGACAGUGAUCAAUUGGGAAACUUAUCAGUUGGAGAAGGAAAGAAGCUCUCAGAGAUACUGGCAUUAUUUAUAGGCUCUGUUGGUGAGAAUGCCGUCUUAAGAAGAGCAGAGUGCUGGAAGGCCAACAAUAGCGAUGUAAAAAUUGCAGGAUAUACACAUCCAGCUCCUGCGGUUGCAGGAGAAUAUUCUGCUGGAAAAUAUGGUGCAUUACUUGCUUAUAAACAGGCUGAUAAUCAAGAAGACAUUGGUAAAAAGCUUUGUCAACAUAUUGUAGGAUGUGCCCCAAGAAAGAUUGGUAAUAAAGAAACAGACGAACCAGCAAAGAAUAUUGAUGAUGAAACAUGCCUGAUUUAUCAAGAAUAUUUAUUAGACCCAUCCUAUACAGUGGAUGAAGUUCUUCAGCAAAAUAAGGUUGAAAUCAUAGAUUAUGUAAGGUUUUCAUGUGGAGAAGCAGCUGAAGCCAAUAUGCCUGGUGUGGAAAAGCAACCCUUAGAUACGGUUCAAACAGUACAG
This is a messenger RNA of Iphiclides podalirius (scarce swallowtail), 924 nucleotides long. The record is from the annotation of a GenBank genome assembly. NCBI's taxonomy places the organism in Eukaryota, Metazoa, Arthropoda, Insecta, Lepidoptera, Papilionidae.